Messenger RNA from Hippocampus comes (tiger tail seahorse), 2784 nucleotides. RefSeq names its product zinc finger protein 536 (gene znf536). Gene Ontology annotation, molecular function: RNA polymerase II cis-regulatory region sequence-specific DNA binding; DNA-binding transcription factor activity, RNA polymerase II-specific. Lineage: Eukaryota; Metazoa; Chordata; Actinopteri; Syngnathiformes; Syngnathidae. Bases 343 to 2784 code for a protein of 813 amino acids. The record is from RefSeq and is a predicted model, not a curated record. The transcript has 6 exons. Gene Ontology annotation, biological process: regulation of DNA-templated transcription. Gene Ontology annotation, cellular component: nucleus.
ACAAGGACAAGAUUCCCACGUCAGGUCGGGAUGCGCGCGUGGAGCGUCGAGGCUCUCUAACAGGUCCCACGCGCACUUUUCCCCCUCCGUCUGCGUGCACGCGGCAGGAAUUUGCUCCAAAAAGACUGGUGUUGGCUGUCCGUCAUCUUCCUGCCGCACGGCGAGAGCUAACGAGCUAACGAGCUAGCAUUCGGUGUCUGUCAACAGGAUUCAGCGGCGAGUGCGAGAGGAGCUGCCGCCGAGCCCGGCUUAACCAGGGUGGCGUUCCCGCCAGCAGUGCCGGCCACAGGCGGCUCAAUCCAACACCGAGGUUCACUCCAGUAUGCUGUUGGUGUGCUAAGGAUGGAGGACUCCAGUUUGUGCCUUGGCAUGUCAUCGGCGGUGCCCGACGCCGAAGCCCACCUGAGCAACGCGGUGCUCAACGGCCGCUACCCAAUCAGCCAGAAGCUCCACCAGCUCACGGCCCAGCUGGGACACGCCUUCCCCGACCUGCACCGCCCGCAGCAGAUCCCCGAGGAGAAAGCGGCGGCGCCCCUCGACGAGAAGAGCCACCACGCCGCCCUGGCCAGCCAGCCCAUCAGCAGCCAGAUGGCGCUGCUGGCCAACCAGCUCAACCGCGACAUCGACGCCGGCGCGCUGAGCGGCUUGAACGGCCGCGUUGACCUCCAGCAGUUCCUCAACGGCCAGAACCUGGGCAUCAUGUCUCAGAUGAACGACAUCGAAGACGACGCCCGCAAGAACAGGAAGUACCCGUGCCCGCUGUGCGGCAAGCGCUUCCGCUUCAACAGUAUCCUGUCGCUGCACAUGCGCACCCACACGGGCGAGAAGCCCUUCAAAUGUCCCUACUGCGACCACCGGGCGGCGCAGAAGGGCAACCUGAAGAUCCACCUGCGCACCCACAAACUGGGCAACCUCGGCAAAGGCCGCGGCCGGGUCCGCGAGGAGAACCGGCUGCUCCACGAGCUGGAAGAGCGAGCCAUCCUGAGGGACAAGCAGAUGCGAGGCGGCGGCGGCGGCGGUGGCGCCGCACUGCUGCAGGCGGCGGCGGCGCGCGAGCCCCAGCUCGGUCUCAACAGCGGCGCCAACGCCCUCCAGCAGCAGCUGGGCUCGGCUUGCGGCCUGCCGCCUCCGCCGGGCCUCGCCGCUCCGGAAACGGCGUCCCAGCCGUCUUCCUCGCCCAAGCCGAACGGGGCCCAGGACGAGCAAGCCCUCAACCCGGCGGCGGGCUUCCGCUGCACCUUCUGCAAAGGCAAGUUCAAGAAGCGCGAGGAGCUGGACCGCCACAUCCGCAUCCUCCACAAGCCCUACAAAUGCACCCUGUGCGAGUUUGCCGCCGCCCACGAGGAGGAGCUGAUCAGCCACGUUGAGAAAGCCCACAUCACCGCGGAGAACACGCAGGGUCAGGGCGCCGGCGCGGCCGGCGGCGUGCAGAUGGCCACCGAGUUCCGCUGCGACGUGUGCGGCCAGGUCUUCAGCCAGGCCUGGUUCCUCAAGGGCCACAUGCGCAAGCACAAGGACUCCUUUGAGCAUUGCUGCCAAAUAUGCGGCCGUCGCUUCAAGGAGCCCUGGUUCCUCAAGAACCACAUGAAGGUCCACCUCAACAAGCUAGCCAUCAAGAGCAAGCCGCCGCAGCCCAGCGAGCAGGACAUGGCGUCCAUCAACAGCAUGAGCAGCCUGGCGCAGGAAGCCCACGCCAACCUCUACUCCCGUUACAUCUCCUGCCUUCAGGGGGGCUUCCUUUCCCCGGACAAGCAGGGUCUGAGCGAGCAGCACCAAAUGUUGGCAAAGGCCGGCAUCGCCAUGAAGGAGAAGGACAUGCUCGGGAAGCUCCUGGGCCCCAUGGCGGCGGGAAUCGGCCACGGCCUGGGCGAGAACGACAAGCGCUCCCUCCUGGGUUGCCUCAACCUCGUGCCGCCGCUCAAGUCCAGCUGCAUGGAGCGCCUGCAGGCCGCCGCCAAGGUGGCCGAGAUGGAUUCCCUCAACAGUUACCAAGCGUGGCAGAUCAUGGCUCGCGGCAUGGCCAUGGACCGAGCUUUCAUGCCCAAGGAGCAGCCGCGCCACCCCGCCCCCGGGCAGGAGGAGGACCUGGCGGCGGCGGCCGGCGCCGUGGUCUCCUUCUCCAAGGAAAAACAAGACUUUUCCCCCACGGACGGCUCCAAGAAGCAGCUCUGCGAGGCCCUGCAGGGCUCCAAGGCCGCCAGUACCGACGCGAGGGCUUUCGACUUGAUGUCGCAUCACAUCGGAGCCGAGACUCCUGGCAGCCUGUCGGCCUUGACCGGCCCCAACGUGGACUACGGUCUCUCGAACCCGAAGGACAAGCCUUCGGAGUGCCCCGACUGCGGCCGGGUUUUCAGAACCUAUCACCAGAUGGUCGUCCACUCCCGCGUCCACGGCAAGGACCGGCGAGGCGUGGAGGAAGUGCUCCAGCAGCAGCAAGGCGUGGAGGAACGCCGCGGCUCAGCCAGCGAUCCCGAGUCCCAGUCCAUCAGCCGCUCGACAACCCCCGGGUCGUCCAACGUGACCGAGGAGAGCGCCGCCGGAGGUGGACAUUCGCAGACGGGAAGUGUCCAGGAUGACAGCCCGCAUCCCUCGUCGCCUUCCUCAGAUGCCGGGGAGGAGGCGGCUUCGGCAGCUGCCAAGGCGGCCGUCAGCGUUCCGCCGUCGGUGUCGCAGCAUCGCGAGCGCUCGCUGGGCUCGGCCUCCAAAGACUGUCCCUACUGCGGCAAGUCCUUCCGCACCUCGCAUCACCUCAAGGUCCACCUGCGCAUACACACAGGUCAGUAG